Molecule: messenger RNA, 480 nt
Organism: Olea europaea var. sylvestris
Lineage: Eukaryota; Viridiplantae; Streptophyta; Magnoliopsida; Lamiales; Oleaceae
Product: keratin, type II cytoskeletal 3-like
Exons: 4
Coding region: 1-480 (159 amino acids)
Source: RefSeq, a predicted model, not a curated record
AUGGAGAGGAGAGUUGAGAGAAGAGAGGCAACUGAGAGAGAGGAAAGCUAUGUGAGAUCUGUUUUAGUGUUUUCUGGUGAAACCAAAAGAAGUUUGGCAAAACAGACACCACCGGUGGACUGUGCAAGCAAAGAAGAAGCCGGAAGGAUGACAAGUCACCGGAUGAAUAGUAAUAGACCUGAAGUGGUGAAUUCGCGUCUCGAGAUAUUUAUGGACCUUCAGACGUGGUCCUCUCCGUAUCGCGGUGGCGGUGGGGGUGGUAGUGGUGGAGGUGGAGGAACAGGGGGUGGUUCUGGUUUCGGAGAAGGAUUUGGUGGUGGGUUUGGAGGUGGUGCUCAAGGAGGAGGAGGAGGUUUUGGUGGCGGAGGCGGUGGUGGUGGUGGAGGCGGAUUGGGUGAAGCAUUUGGUAGUGGAUUAGGAUUUGGUGCAGGAUACGGUGGUGGGAUAGCACAAGCAGCCGCGGAAGAAUUCAUGGUGUAA